This is a messenger RNA of Colletotrichum acutatum, 1173 nucleotides long. RefSeq lists its product as uncharacterized. NCBI's taxonomy places the organism in Eukaryota, Fungi, Ascomycota, Sordariomycetes, Glomerellales, Glomerellaceae. The transcript is spliced from 3 exons. Bases 155 to 700 code for a protein of 181 amino acids. The record is from RefSeq and is a predicted model, not a curated record.
GCUUCCUGUCUUGCUCACCUCAUGUUGGGUGGUAUUUGGGGGUUGUUCACCAGGUCUGCUAUUUCAUGUCGGAUUUUCGUAUUCUAGAAUACUUCUCACGAUGGGGAUCCUCCAUGUCUAAUGCUUAUCUUUACAUGUCAGCAUCUGCAGGAACAUGCGACGCUCCGUUGUAAAGAACAAUUGGCGAGUGGCAGACGAUCCCCAAGGAAUGCUAGACUGUUCGCGGCAAGAAGGGGAUGGAUUGGUGGUCGAUGAAUACGAGGCCCAUUCAACAAAGUCCUUUCAUACCUUUCAUACGGGUACCAUUCUUCAGAUUAUGCAGGUCAGGAUAUCACGUAUCCGGCCGAUUGAUUCUUCUACUUCCCAUCGGCGUCCUUUACACGGCCGAAAUGCUCAGACAGUACUGGCAGAUCUGCACCUGGAAGAGUCCAAGUACACAUCGAGACAAAGGGUCUUUGCUCGCGUGUUGCGUCCAAGUAUGCAUCAAGCGGCAAGCCUCCUCUGGUCUCGCGCUAGAGGCGAAAAAUGCCAUCAUUCCAUAUGGAAGAAAUUUGAUGCCACGUUUACUGCACUGCACCAAAUUCGUUCCGUUUCGUCCUCCGUUUCCAGCAUGAUGAUUCCUCUCGUUGAAAUUUGUUCUUGUACUGAAGAUACAUAUCCCAUGCUCAAGCGUACACCUUGCGCCCCCGUGUCAGGUUAAGUGAAAAGGGGGAACAAAGUGUCCCCGCAGGACCCAAUGCCGAAAGGGAAGUCGUUUCCAACCUUUUCCUGCGUACAAGUUUAUAGUGGUCCUUACGGAGUACACUACGCAGUAAGGAGGGUUCACAUGACAGGCAAGACCCCGGCAGCGACUCGUCGACAGGGCUGUGCAUUGAGGGGAGGUCCUUUUGGGGGGUUCUGGGAAGUUGGGGAGGUUUGGUCAGUUGUGGAGAGACGGGACAGAAGAUGGGGGUUCUGAUAAAGAAGAUGAUGGAUUUUCUCUCAUAAUGCAACUUCAACGCGGUCACUUACUCCAGUUCAGUCACUAAGCUGGUGAGCAAGCGAUGAGAGCAAACUCAAUGCCAGAGUGUGAGCUUCUCACGAGAGAUUGCUGGUCGCUGUCAAAGACGAGCAUUGUAACAUAGUACGGAUAAAUGGACUCUGAAUAGCGAUGAACUCCCUCCCUCCAUCGGA